Hyaloscypha bicolor E is the source of this 897-nucleotide messenger RNA. Its product is annotated as NAD(P)-binding protein. The transcript has 8 exons. The coding region runs from base 1 to 897 and encodes 298 amino acids. Gene Ontology annotation, biological process: phytol metabolic process. NCBI's taxonomy places the organism in Eukaryota, Fungi, Ascomycota, Leotiomycetes, Helotiales, Hyaloscyphaceae. Gene Ontology annotation, cellular component: peroxisome. Gene Ontology annotation, molecular function: trans-2-enoyl-CoA reductase (NADPH) activity. The record is from RefSeq and is a predicted model, not a curated record.
AUGGAGGCAGAGCAUUUCAGUCCGUAUCGUGCGGAUGGGAAGUUGUAUGGCUUCGUGUGUGUUGUGACGGGAGCUCAGCAACCUGUUGGACAGGCUAUUAUUCAGGAGUUGGCUGCUCAUGGCGCUGCUUGUAUCUACGCCUGUGACCAAGCAACGUCGACCUCCUACGACGCCCUCAUUUCCUCAAUCUCCCAGACCUCCCCGAACACCAAAAUAAUUCCCUACCCCUUAACUGUCGCCUCCGAAGCCGAGACCCUGACCCUCAUCGACGAAAUCCUCAACUCCUUCGGCCGUCUCGACGCCUGGGUAUGCUCUUCCGGUCUCCUCGGCCCACCCUCUCUCGAUGCUACGACUCCGGGUGAUCUGCAGAAAUGCUUCGAGGCGAAUAGCAUGGCGCCGUUCUUUGCGCUGAAGUAUGCGCCGCCUGCGAUGGGGAAGCUGAUGUUGAGGAAGGGCGAUUAUCCAAACGCGGAGAUCAAAGGGGUGAAGUAUGGGAGUAUUGUUGUUGUGUCGAGUGUGGCGAGCACGUAUGGUGGGUGUUGGGGGGUCGGGUAUACGAUGAGUUGUCAUGCUGCGCUUGGGGUUGUGCGAGCGGGGGUUGCUGUGCUUAAGGGGACGGGUGUGAGGAUUAAUUGUAUCUCGCCCGGUCAGAUUGACGUUGGUGUCGACUUGCAUAACUUCGAUAUGCGUGGCAUGACAGCCCAGUUCCCUCCUGCGAGUUUGCAGUCGAAAGAAAAUCAACAAAAGGACAUCGGACUCGAGCGUGCCGGGCUCCCGAUUGAAGUUGGCCGUGUAGCUGGGUUCCUGGCAAGUGGGUUCAGCAGUUAUAUCACGGGUGCGAAUCUGGUGGUUGAUGGUGGUGCGAGUGUGAUGAAUCCGUUGACAGUUCCCAUAUAG